Myotis daubentonii (Daubenton's bat) is the source of this 7168-nucleotide messenger RNA. RefSeq names its product Rho associated coiled-coil containing protein kinase 2 (gene ROCK2). Gene Ontology annotation, cellular component: cytoplasm; centrosome; cytoskeleton. NCBI's taxonomy places the organism in Eukaryota, Metazoa, Chordata, Mammalia, Chiroptera, Vespertilionidae. Gene Ontology annotation, biological process: peptidyl-threonine phosphorylation; regulation of cell junction assembly; regulation of actin cytoskeleton organization. The record is from RefSeq and is a predicted model, not a curated record. Gene Ontology annotation, molecular function: small GTPase binding; Rho-dependent protein serine/threonine kinase activity; ATP binding.
CCGAGGGGCUUGUGGGUAGCGGCUGCGCGCGGCCGGCGACGGGCGCCGCGCGGGAGUGUGAGGGGGCAGCGGGCUGGUGGGACCGAGGCGGCCGCGGUCAUGGGCGCGGGCUGGCGGCAGCCGUAGCGGUCUGACCUGGGCUGCAGCCUCCCGGAGCCGCAGAGGGCGGGGCGCCCGGGCCCCGGGGUGGCGGCGCCGCUUCCCGGCUCGCGCUCUCGGAGCCUGAGGGAGCGAGCUCGCGGCGGACGAGCGGACCGGGCGGCGCGAAUCUGACUGAGGGGCGGGGACGCCGCCGCCUGCUCCUCGCCGCUCGGGCUGGGCCGGGCCGGCCCCUAGGACAGCCCCAGGCCCCGGACCGGCGCUGAGACCCGCAGCCCGAGCUCGAGGCGGCGGUGGGCCCGGGCGGAGCCCCGCCCGGAGCCGGCGGUUCGGGGGCGGCGCUAGGCCCUGAGGCGGCCGGGCCGGAGCGCGGGGAGCGGGAGUGCGGGCCCGGCGGCGGCAUGAGCCGGCCCCCGCCGACGGGGAAAAUGCCCGGCGCCCCCGAGGACGUGCCGGGGGACGGGGCGGGCGCGAGCCGCCAGAGGAAGCUGGAGGCGCUGAUCCGGGACCCGCGCUCGCCCAUCAACGUGGAGAGCUUGCUGGAUGGCUUAAAUUCCUUGGUCCUUGAUUUGGAUUUUCCUGCUUUGAGGAAAAACAAGAAUAUAGAUAAUUUCUUAAAUAGAUAUGAGAAAAUUGUGAAAAAAAUCAGAGGUUUGCAGAUGAAGGCAGAAGACUACGAGGUUGUAAAAGUUAUUGGAAGAGGUGCUUUUGGCGAAGUCCAGUUGGUUCGUCAUAAAGCAUCACAGAAGGUUUAUGCUAUGAAGCUUCUUAGUAAGUUUGAAAUGAUAAAAAGAUCAGAUUCUGCUUUUUUCUGGGAAGAAAGAGAUAUUAUGGCCUUUGCCAACAGUCCCUGGGUGGUUCAGCUCUUUUGUGCCUUUCAAGAUGAUAAGUAUCUGUAUAUGGUAAUGGAGUACAUGCCUGGUGGAGACCUUGUAAACCUUAUGAGUAACUAUGAUGUACCUGAAAAAUGGGCCAAAUUUUAUACUGCUGAAGUUGUUCUCGCUCUGGAUGCCAUACACUCCAUGGGUUUAAUUCACAGAGAUGUAAAACCUGACAAUAUGCUUUUGGAUAAACAUGGACAUCUAAAAUUAGCAGAUUUUGGCACAUGUAUGAAGAUGGAUGAAACAGGCAUGGUGCAUUGUGAUACAGCAGUUGGAACACCUGAUUAUAUAUCACCCGAGGUUCUGAAAUCACAAGGGGGUGAUGGUUACUAUGGGCGAGAAUGUGAUUGGUGGUCUGUGGGUGUUUUCCUUUUUGAGAUGCUGGUGGGGGAUACUCCAUUUUAUGCAGAUUCACUUGUAGGAACAUAUAGCAAAAUUAUGGAUCAUAAAAACUCACUAUGUUUCCCUGAAGAUGCAGAAAUUUCUAAACAUGCAAAGAAUCUCAUCUGCGCCUUCCUAACAGAGAGGGAGGUACGACUUGGGAGAAAUGGGGUAGAAGAAAUCAAACAACAUCCUUUCUUUAAGAAUGAUCAAUGGAAUUGGGAUAACAUAAGAGAGACGGCAGCUCCAGUAGUACCUGAACUCAGCAGUGACAUAGACAGCAGCAAUUUUGAUGACAUUGAAGAUGAUAAAGGAGAUGUAGAAACCUUCCCAAUUCCUAAAGCUUUUGUAGGAAAUCAGCUGCCUUUUAUAGGAUUUACCUACUACAGAGAAAAUUUGUUAUUAAGUGACUUUCCAUCUUGUAGAGAAAAUGAUUCAAUACAAACAAGGAAAAAUGAAGAAAGUCAAGAGAUUCAGAAAAAACUAUACACAUUAGAAGAACACCUUAGCACUGAGAUACAAGCAAAAGAGGAAAUAGAGCAGAAGUGCAGAUCUGUUAAUACUCGUCUAGAGAAAGUAGCAAAGGAGCUAGAAGAAGAGAUUACCUUAAGGAAAAAUGUGGAAUCAGCAUUAAGACAAUUAGAAAGAGAAAAGGCACUUCUUCAGCACAAAAAUGCAGAAUAUCAGCGGAAAGCCGAUCAUGAAGCAGACAAGAAACGGAAUUUGGAAAAUGAUGUUAACAGUUUAAAAGAUCAACUCGAAGAUUUGAAAAAAAGAAAUCAGAACUCUCAAAUAUCCACCGAGAAAGUGAAUCAGCUCCAGAGACAACUGGAUGAAACCAAUGCUUUGCUGCGAACAGAAUCUGAUGCUGCAGCCCGGUUAAGAAAAAGCCAGGCAGAAAGUUCAAAACAGAUUCAGCAGUUGGAGUCUAACAAUAGAGAUCUACAAGAUAAAAAUUGCCUGUUGGAGACUGCCAAGUUAAAACUUGAAAAGGAAUUUAUCAAUCUUCAGUCGGUUCUAGAAUCUGAAAGGAGGGACCGAACCCAUGGAUCAGAGAUAAUUAAUGAUUUACAAGGUAGAAUAUCUGGCCUAGAAGAAGAUGUAAAGAAUGGCAAAAUCUUAUUAACAAAAGUUGAGAUGGAGAAGAGACAACUUCAGGAGAGAUUCACUGAUUUGGAAAAGGAAAAGAACAACAUGGAGAUAGAUAUGACCUAUCAACUAAAAGUUAUACAGCAGAGCUUAGAACAAGAAGAAGCUGAGCAUAAAACUACAAAAGCACGGCUGGCAGAUAAAAAUAAGAUUUAUGAAUCUAUUGAAGAAGCUAAAUCAGAAGCCAUGAAAGAAAUGGAAAAAAAGCUCUUGGAGGAAAGGACUUUAAAACAGAAAGUGGAGAACCUGUUGCUGGAAGCUGAGAAAAAAUGCUCCAUAUUAGACUGUGACCUGAAACAGUCACAGCAGAAAGUAAAUGAACUCCUUAAACAGAAAGAUGUGCUUAAUGAAGAUGUUAGAAACUUGACAUUAAAAAUAGAGCAGGAAACUCAAAAGCGCUGCCUCACACAAAAUGACUUGAAGAUGCAAACACAGCAAGUUAACACACUAAAAAUGUCAGAAAAGCAGUUAAAACAAGAGAAUAAUCAUCUCAUGGAAAUGAAAAUGAACUUGGAAAAACAGAAUGCUGAACUUCGAAAAGAACGUCAAGAUGCCGAUGGGCAAAUGAAAGAGCUCCAAGAUCAGCUUGAAGCAGAACAGUAUUUCUCAACUCUCUAUAAAACACAGGUGAGGGAACUUAAAGAAGAGUGUGAAGAAAAGACCAAACUUUGUAAAGAAUUACAGCAGAAGAAACAGGAAUUACAGGAUGAAAGGGACUCCUUGGCUGCUCAACUGGAGAUCACCUUGACCAAAGCAGAUUCUGAGCAGCUGGCUCGUUCAAUUGCUGAAGAACAGUAUUCUGAUUUGGAAAAAGAGAAAAUCAUGAAAGAGCUGGAGAUCAAAGAGAUGAUGGCUCGGCAUAAACAGGAACUCAGUGAAAAAGAUGCUACAAUUGCAUCUCUUGAAGAAACUAAUAGGACAUUAACUAGUGAUGUUGCCAAUCUUGCAAAUGAGAAAGAAGAAUUAAAUAACAAAUUGAAAGAUGCCCAAGAACAACUGUCAAGGUUGAAAGAUGAAGAGAUAAGUGCAGCAGCUAUUAAAGCACAAUUUGAGAAGCAGUUAUUAACAGAGAGAACACUCAAAACUCAAGCUGUGAAUAAGUUGGCUGAGAUCAUGAAUCGAAAAGAACCUAUCAAGCGUGGUAGUGACACAGAUGUGCGGAGAAAAGAGAAGGAGAAUAGAAAGCUACAUAUGGAGCUGAAAUCGGAACGUGAAAAAUUGACCCAGCAGAUGAUCAAGUAUCAGAAAGAACUGAAUGAGAUGCAGGCUCAAAUAGCUGAAGAGAGCCAGAUUCGCAUUGAACUGCAGAUGACACUGGACAGUAAAGACAGUGACAUUGAGCAGCUGCGGUCACAGCUCCAGGCCUUACAUAUGGGCAUGGACAGUUCCAGUACAGGCAGUGGACCAGGGGAUGCUGAGGCAGAUGAUGGAUUUCCAGAAUCAAGAUUAGAGGGAUGGCUUUCAUUACCUGUGAGAAACAACACUAAGAAGUUUGGAUGGGUUAGAAAGUAUGUGAUCGUAAGCAGUAAGAAGAUUCUUUUCUAUGACAGUGAACAAGAUAAAGAACAUUCUAAUCCAUACAUGGUUUUAGAUAUAGACAAGUUGUUUCAUGUCCGACCAGUUACACAGACAGAUGUAUAUAGAGCAGAUGCUAAAGAAAUUCCAAGGAUAUUUCAGAUUCUGUAUGCCAAUGAAGGAGAAAGUAAGAAGGAACAAGAAUUUCCAGUGGAGCCAGUGGGAGAAAAGUCAAAUUAUAUUUGCCACAAAGGACAUGAAUUUAUUCCUACUCUCUAUCAUUUUCCAACCAACUGUGAGGCUUGUAUGAAGCCAUUGUGGCAUAUGUUCAAACCUCCUCCUGCUUUGGAAUGCCGUCGCUGCCAUAUUAAAUGUCAUAAAGACCACAUGGACAAAAAGGAAGAGAUUAUAGCACCUUGCAAAGUCUACUAUGAUAUUUCAACGGCAAAGAAUCUGUUGGUAUUAGCAAACUCUACAGAAGAGCAGCAAAAGUGGGUUAGUCGGUUGGUGAAAAAGAUACCUAAAAAGCCUCCAGCUCCAGACCCUUUUGCACGGUCAUCUCCUAGAACUUCAAUGAAGAUACAACAGAACCAGUCUAUUAGACGGCCAAGUCGACAGCUUGCCCCGAAUAAACCAAGAUUGCUUGAUUUGGCAUUUAAAGACUGGGAUUGGUCAUUUGAUGAUGUUGAUGGUGGUGAUGAUGAUGACGAUGUUUUUGAUUUCUGAAGAAAUAAAUGGGCUAACUGCUUUCUAUGAAUGCAGUCAUUAUUCAAGGUGAUCCUAUUCUUCCAGUUAAAACAAGACUGAAAUACGAUGGCCCAAAAUUUAUUGAAAGCUGUAUUUUCCUGAGAGACUGAUACACACACAUACAUAUUCCCUUUAUUCCUGCAAUAUAAAUUAUAAAUCUUGGAGAGAUUUUUCUAGGCUCCUUUGGAACAACAGGUUGAACCAGCGGAGAUUGGUUAAUAGAGUAAGAACAUCAUACACAACUCUUCCAAAAGCUCCAUAAAGCUCUCGUGGCGGUCACUCACACUCACACUACAUGGCACAGAGGGUUGAGAAGAGUCAAAGGAGUCAUCUGUUCAGCUUCAGCAGAGAGGUUUCACCAGCAUGUUCGCCGGAAGAAUCGGAACGGAUUUCACUACAGUGAUACAGGCUGCAUCUUUAAGAAGUGACCAUUAUACUGUGUGUGUGUGUGUGUGUGUGUGUGUGUACAUGUACAUACACAUAUAUAGUACUGUAAUACUGCAGGAGGGUUUUUUAACUUCCCACUUUAUUUUUUAUACUCAUUAAUCAGAUAUCAUUACUUACUACAGUUGCAACUAUGCACUUGUAUAAAGCCAUAGCAUUGGGGUUAUACACUCAUCUGUGUGGACCUGAUGGAGCUGCAUGUUCAUGUUGCUGUAACAGAAACUUUGAACUUAAUUAUAUCGGUUUCCUAAUGCUUCAUGAUAGGCAACUUUAUCCAUUUUGAAUGCCUUAAUUUAAUUUUUUCCAAGUCUCAGCCCUUUUCUGUAUUAAAAACAAGUGUUUACCAACUCUUAGAAUGCAAAUUUGCUUUGCAGAAGAAGAUAGUGCACUAUUUUUACAUAUAAUAGUUAUCAAUGUCGGCCUAUUUUGAUUGUCUAACAAUUUUUUAAAGUAUGGUGAUAGAAACAAUAAUGGAUAGUAUUAGAACUAAUAUAUCUUUUAUGUAUAUCUAUUAUCCAUCCAAGCCUUUUUACAGACCUCAGUAUUAGUGUGUGACUAUGAAAUGUUUUCUUUGCUUGGAAUUUGCUGACUACCCUAGAUAUGUUUUUAUUUCUGGUAAGGAUAUUUGUGACUAUUUUUACAUUUCACACUCAACAUUCAAAAAUUAUCUCAAAUAUAAAGAAAACUAAAAUAUACUCUAGAUAUAUUUUAAGUAUUGACAUGUGAUCCCUCAUCCACACAAUUGUGUAUGGCAAUAUUUCAGUAUUGGGUUGUGAAAACUGGUGCCUAGGAAGAAGUGGCCUCAAAGGCACUUAACUUUUUAUUUAAAUGCUGUUAAAAUUGCAGCACAUGCAGGACCAUUCCUGCUGUAUUUCUCAUCCCACAGAAGUCUGUUUUUUACUGUGACAGUAUGCAUCAGUGAGAAGCAUCAGGUAAAAAAUUGUGUAGUCUUUUAUCAGUCUCUAUAUACAUAAACACAUACAGUUUGGUGUGAUACUGAAAUACAGCAUCUGAUAUUUCAAUGAAGGAACUAAGACAUUUUUCAUUGUUCCCUGGGGGGUCAGUGUGGAGAUGUUUAAAGUUAGGUCCCUAGUUAUAGAUACUGUUGUGGAAACUGAAGAGUGGCCUGUGGCUACCGAUGUCCUGAAACGGAAUCUCGUUACUCUUCCCGUGUCGGUCUGCACGCCCUCGUGCUGUCUGUGCUGAAACUCGGCGGCAUGCGGGAGGCGGUCCCUCGCAGGUGUGUUCUGCGGUCCUGGUUUGGGGGCACAGAUUUUUUUAAAGUAAGAUUUUAAAAUGAAAAAUAUAUAAAAUUUAUAUAGAAUAAAUAUUUCCACUCAUUAGACUUGUUAAAAGGAGACUGAAUUAAUAUUUUAUAUAAAGAUUUUGUUACACUAUGGGAGGUUCUAUCAUAUUAUUCUGAAUUGGAGAGUAUAUAUAUAUAUAUUUUUAAUAAACUUUAUUAAGGUAAAAUAAUUUGAAGUUUACACAUGAAUAAUUGAAAUAUUUGAGUAAAAAUGGCAAAAGUUUAAAUUUUAAAUGCUGUAUAUAUUAGAGAAUAUGGAGAAUCAUGGUGUGAUGCAACUAUACAAGGAAGAUCAAUGUGACUGUUGGGGAUUGGGGGAAGAUAAUCUAAGGGGUGAACCAAAUCUCUCCCAUGGAGAUUAUUCACAUUAUGUGGUUUGACAUAAGAAUUUAUAAAGCUGUCCAGCUAACAGAAAUGUGCUUAAUAAAAGAUUCUGACCUUGGGUAAGAAUUUGCUUUUUACCCUGUUGCUGGUUUCAUGUACGAACAUGAAUGAUGCAUGCACCUACCCAAAUGUUCUCUUCCCAGCACUCACUCAAUGUGAUACUGACUUGGUGUAACAGCCAGAUUUUGUGCCAGCUUCUCUUUUUCUGGAGGCUCCAAAGCUUCCAAGAUAAAUAAAAGACCAAAAGUUGCUUCUUUCCUCA